This is a messenger RNA of Fusarium coffeatum, 1725 nucleotides long. RefSeq lists its product as uncharacterized. The transcript is spliced from 2 exons. The coding region runs from base 1 to 1725 and encodes 574 amino acids. Gene Ontology annotation, cellular component: cytoplasm; SUMO activating enzyme complex. Gene Ontology annotation, molecular function: SUMO activating enzyme activity. Gene Ontology annotation, biological process: protein sumoylation. NCBI's taxonomy places the organism in Eukaryota, Fungi, Ascomycota, Sordariomycetes, Hypocreales, Nectriaceae. The record is from RefSeq and is a predicted model, not a curated record.
AUGGACAGCUCAAAUCAAGACCAAGGUCAGGCUCAGGCUCAGGCUCAGGCUCAACCUGUGACCGAAGCGCAACAGCCUUCAGAUACUUCAGCGCAACACGGGAUGCCUUCUAUGGAAGCUGGCGCCAACAUGAAUGGCAAUGGCAUGCCGCAGCUGCCUGAUCAUGUUCUCAACCCGAUGAACCCAGAGGCUCUGGCUAUGUUGGGUGAUCCUUCUCUCAUGGCAGACCCUUCCCUGAUGGGUAUGCAGAUACCUAUGGGCGAUCCUUCUUUCAUGAUGCAGCCUGGGAUGAACCUUUCAAACGGCCAGAAUAAUGGGUUUAAUCUCCCGGUAGCACCCCCUGCUACUGUCAGCGCUGAGGAGGUUGCUCUCUACGAUCGCCAGAUUCGCCUCUGGGGCAUGGCUGCUCAGGCAAAGAUUCAAAGCGCCAACAUCCUUCUCAUCACCAUCAAAGCCCUCGCCGAUGAGAUUGCCAAGAACCUUGUCCUUGCUGGUGUCGGCUCUCUCACUCUGCUUGACAGCGCCACUGUUACUGAAGCCGAUCGAGGCGCUCAGUUCCUACUCCCCGAUGGCGAGGAUGUUAUUGGCCAAAACCGAGCACAAGUGACCAGUGCUGCCCUUAGGAAGCUCAAUCCUCGUGUCCACAUCCAUGUCGAUGAGGAAGGAGUUAAGACUAAGGGGCCAAGCUAUUUUGCAGCUUACGAUAUUGUUAUUGCGACUGACCUUGAUCCCGAGUCUUUCAACAUCAUCAACACGGCCACACGCCUCAACUGCAAAGCUUUUUAUGCUGCUGGUUGCCAUGGACUCUACGGCUUCAUCUUCAGUGACUUAAUCGAGCACGACUAUGUCAUUCAGCGUGACCUCGGAAACGUAGCAACCUCUACUGGUCCUGAGACUCGUACACGAUCCAUCGUCGACGUUCAGACCCGCAAAGAGGGUCCUAAAACAGUUGAGUCUGUUACGAAGCGUGAGCUCUAUUCUACAUGGUUCCUCGCCAGCGACGUCGCUGUCCUACCUAUUGAAUACACACAGUCCAAGCGACGACUCAAGAGCGUAACCCCUGCGCUGUCUUGUCUCCGUGCUCUGUGGGAGUUUAUGCAGCUCCAGAACGGCCGUGUUCCCAGCAACCGUGAGGACCUUAAGAUGUUCACGCAGAUUGCCACUCAGAAGCACAAGGCCCUGGGUCUACCCAGCGAAACCCUUCGCCCUGAUUUCUUACGCAGCUUUCUCCAGAACCUCGUCAGCGAGGUCUCUCCUGUUGCUGCCAUCCUAGGUGGUCAACUUGCCCAGGAUGUCAUCAAUGUCCUUGGACAAACCCAGCAGCCUAUCCAAAACAUGGUUGUCUUUGACGGUGGCAGCAUGGAGGCGUUAAUGUAUCCCCUACACCCAGAGGGCUCUCUUGGGGCAUCCCAACUUACCGACCACACUGUCCCUAAUGGUGGUGCGCCUAUGAUGAUAGGCGGUGGCAUGGAUGGUCUCCCCAUGGGCAUCGACCCUACCGCCAUGGGCGCCCUACCUCACCACAACAACCCCAUAAUGCUUUCUGGCGGUAUGCCCCAGAACGGCAAUUUCAUUGCUAUGCCGGACGGUUCCCUCGCCGACCCUACGCAACUCAACACUCCGCAAGCCCUUCAGCAGCCUGUCCGAGAACCGGCAGCACAGCCCACCGCAGAACAACCCGCUCACGAGACACAGGCAAACGCUAGCACCUCAGAAGCCAAGUAG